AUGUUCUGGAAAGCUAUUCUCGCUUUAUUUUUUAUUCACACCAUCAAUGCUCAACAAUGCAAAUACACCAGAGAUAAAUUGAUCGGCAAUCGAUGCUACUCGUUCGUCUCCAAAAAGCACCAUUACAAAGCAGCCCGACAGUACUGUCACGAUGAGGGAUUCUUUCUGGCUACCGUAGACAGUGCGAUCGAUUCGAAUUUUGUCGCUGCAACGGCCGCCUCGGAGUUCGGAAAAUCGAAUGGAGAUCUGUUCUAUUGGGAUGACAACUCUACCGUGUCUUAUUUGAACUUUGAACGAGGAUAUCCGAAUAAGCACGACAACGUUGCUGAACGAAUUGCAACUAGUCGAUGGGUGACGCUUGACAGCUCGAAGUCGAUUGAGUUUGUGUGCUCAUACCCGCCGUUUGUGAAGCCAACGACGACAGUUCGACCAACUACGACGACAAGCACAACGAAAAGAGCGACGACUCAGAAGUUGUUGACGACGACAACUCGCAAACCAACGACGACGACGACGAGGAGAACGACGUGCCCUGAAGGGUUUACAUUGUAUCCCGAAACAUCGAAAUGCUAUUUGAUUAUCGAUUAUGGCAAGGACUCAAAAUAUCCACCACUUCCGGAUGACGCUCCACCAUUGGCUAGAGAAUCGCAAAGAUGCGAGAAGUAUGGCGCAACAUUGGCGACAAUUCAUUCGGAAGGCCUCAAUGAUUUCUUCCGAUCUCUGAUCUACAAGCAAUAUGGUGACAUGCGCUACACGACCAUCGGAAUGAGGAACAUGAACGGAAACUGGGAAUGGAUUGAUCAGUCGGCGAAGGACUUUGUCAAUUUUGGAGAGGAUUUCCCAAAAGUUGGAGACUCGUUGGUGCAGAUGUCCCCGAAUGGAUUUUGGGUAUCGUUCACGCGGACUGCAGCCAAUGAGGGCGUCAUGUGCAGCGUCGAUCUUUAA
This is a messenger RNA of Caenorhabditis bovis, 945 nucleotides long. The record is from the annotation of a GenBank genome assembly. Lineage: Eukaryota; Metazoa; Nematoda; Chromadorea; Rhabditida; Rhabditidae.